AAAAGAUUGCUUAUAUUGAUUAUAAAGCCGAAGUACAGUUCAAAUUCGUACUUAUUCUGUAAAGAAAGCCACUUCGCACUGCAUUUCAUAUUCUGAUUAAAACAGUUUCAGUGGACAGAUUGCAACGCCUCUGCUCGCUUUCAACUUCUGACAAGUAUGAACCUAUAUUACAGUCUGCAAGGAGCGAAGAAAGCAUGAACUCUGUAUUUUCGCUUCUUCGCUCGGUGUCUAUGUUGCGCCUGUCCUCGGCUGGUAUAAUUAACGCUGUACUAUAACCUCGGGGUAUUUAUUUUGGGAAGCACGUGUUUUAAUUCUACACAGACAACAACCCAUUUGUUUCCACCAGCUGCAUAUAAAAAAAAAAUGCACGAAGCUGUGCAUAUCAUUGAGGAAGGACGGCCUCCAAAACCCUUUUCAGCAACGUACAGUAAUUUGAUGCUCAACUUGCAAACAGAGGAUUCGCCUCCACCCCUCCUCCUAGUGUGUUAGAUGUAUAUUGGCCAUAAGGCGGUUCUAUCAAGGUCGUCACGGGGAUCACUGUCCGAUCUGGGGGUUUGAUAGGUUGCUUCUCGGCGAUCUCUUUAACCUGCCUCCCUCUGCGCUCCUCCUCCUCGCUGCGAGUACAGAGUAAGUGGGACGCUCGCUGUUGCUUUCAGUUGCCAAAGGAUUUAAAAGCCUGCUGAUUUCUGGCGGCCCGGCGUCAAAAACAGGGGAGAGGGGGGGGGGGAGAGAAAUCUUCUGAUUCAGAAAGGAAGGACUUGUCUUUGGGACUAAUCAUGGCACAAUCAUCCGGAGCGACUGAGAGAUAAAACGCGCUCUCCGAGUUUCCCUGCUCGUUUGGUUUGGUUUGGUUUUUAAUCGCUUUGGUGCUUUUUUUUUCCCCUCUUCUCCUGGUUUUUAAACAUUUUUGUGAAGAGGGAACACGCACCAGUACAGCUGAGCAACCCUACGUUGACAUUCGCUCCUGCUCGGACAGUUUCCUUGUUUUUGCCGCAUGUAUAGAAAAUGGCAACUGCGCUCAGUGGACGAAACCCUGGUGGUCGCGGACCUCACCCCCGGAAAGGCCGGAUUCUGGGCUUCAUCGAGUCCAUCCAGGACGCCGUGGGACCGCCGAAGCAGGCUGCCGCCGACCGCCGAACAGUGGAGAAGACGUGGAAACUUAUGGACAAAGUGGUGAGACUAUGCCAAAAUCCACGACUGCAGCUGAAAAACAGCCCUCCUUACAUCCUGGAUAUCCUGCCUGAUACCUACCAACACCUUCGGCUAAUACUGUGCAAAUAUGAGGAGUCUCAGAGACUGACGCAGCUGAGCGAGAACGAGUAUUUUAAAAUAUACAUCGACAGCCUGAUAAAGAAAUCCAAAAGAGCAAUCCGCCUCUUUAAGGAAGGCAAGGAGAGGAUGUACGAGGAGCAGUCACAAGACAGGCGGAACCUCACCAAGCUGUCUCUGAUCUUCAGUCACAUGCUUGCAGAGAUUAAAGCCAUCUUCCCUGCCGGACAGUUCCAGGGAGACACAUUCCGGAUCACGAAAGCAGAUGCUGCCGAGUUCUGGAAAAGGUUUUUUGGAGAAAAGACGAUUGUGUCGUGGAAGGUGUUCCGACAGUGCCUUCAGGACGUACAUCCGAUAAGCUCUGGCUUGGAGGCAAUGGCCCUCAAAUCCACCAUCGACCUGACGUGCAACGACUACAUCUCCAUCUUUGAGUUCGACAUCUUCACCAGGCUUUUCCAGCCAUGGGGCUCAAUUCUGAGGAACUGGAACUUCCUGGCUGUGACUCAUCCCGGCUACAUGGCGUUCUUGACGUAUGACGAGGUGAAGGCUCGACUCCAGAAAUACAUCAACAAGCCCGGAAGCUAUAUCUUCAGACUGAGCUGCACUCGACUGGGGCAGUGGGCUAUUGGAUACGUCACAAACGAUGGCAACAUUCUUCAGACCAUCCCUCACAACAAGCCCCUGUUUCAAGCACUGAUCGAUGGCUACCGAGAAGGAUUCUACCUUUUCCCUGAUGGACGCAGUUACAACCCAGAUCUUACUGGUUUGUGCGAACCCAUGCCUCACGAUCAUAUCAAAGUCACCCAGGAGCAGUAUGAGCUGUACUGUGAGAUGGGCUCCACGUUCCAGCUGUGCAAGAUCUGUGCAGAAAAUGACAAGGAUGUCAAGAUUGAGCCCUGUGGUCACCUCAUGUGCACUUCCUGCCUGACUGCUUGGCAGGAGUCGGAUGGCCAGGGCUGCCCGUUCUGCCGCUGCGAGAUCAAGGGGACGGAGCCCAUCAUCGUUGACCCCUUUGACCCCCGGGACGACGGGCCCAAGAGCUGCGGCUUCAUGGACCAGUUCGCUUCUCCCAUGCUCGACAUGGAUGAGGACGACGACCGAGAGGACUCGCUGGUCAUGAACAGGCUGGCGUCUGUCAGGAAGUGCGCGGACAGGCAGUUCUCCCCGGUGUCGUCCCCCAACUCCUCCCCGGUGGCUCAGAGGAAGAAGCCCCUCCCGGACCCGGCGAGCAUCCAGCACCUCAGCCUGCCUCCUGUCCCGCCCCGCCUGGACCUCAUCCAGAAGGCUGUGAUCCGCUCCCCCUGUGGCAGCCCCACUGGCUCCCCCAAGUCCUCUCCCGGCAUGGGCAGGAAGCAGGACAAGCCACUGCCAGCGCCCCCACCUCCUCAGAGGGACCCGCCUCCCCCUCCGCCCCCGGAGAGACCCCCUCCCAUCCCUCCGGACGGCCGGAACGCCCGACUCCCCCAUCACUUCGCGGGCCUGCCCAGGGAUCCCCACCCGCCCCCGGAGGCCCGGUGCCCCAGGGAGAGCCUGGCCGACAGCCGAUCGGGGGCUGACCGCUCUCCCAAACUGGGCCAUUCUGCCCCCUCCCAUCUUAACGGGAGGCCUGUUAGCUGCUUUUCCUCAGACCCGGCCUUUGGGCGGCCCCUUCAAAGACCUGACCUGAUGGCAGACAGCACCAAGCCUUUCACCAACGGGCUCCUCUUGAGCGAUGAGUACGACAUCCCUCCUCCUCGCCACUCUCCUCCACCGCCCUUCCUCACCAGCAGCCAAAAGUACCCCAACCCUUUCACCAACAUGUGCUUGGAGAGACCUCGGGCGCAGGCAGACAAUGAGGAAGAUGAGUAUCAGAUCCCUCCAUCUCACCCGGCCUCCCUUACACCACAGCUCCCUGUCUGCAUCUCUGUCAGGAUUCCCAACAGGGGGCAGGAAGACGGGCUGUGUCUCAAUGGGGCAUCAGACCAUGCUGGUGCAGAGGGGAGGAACCACAAGUUUCUAGAGCAUGGUGAUCACUGUGACUUGCCCUCUGGUUUGUUUGAGUCCUGGGGGCCACAUCCUGCUGCCCACCCCUCCUACAGCAGGACCCCCUCUGACUACGACAUCCUGGUGCGCCCCCAAGGUGAGGACAUCUUUGAUACCCUGCCACCUUCUCUGCCUCCUCCUCCUCCCCCUGCCAGGCACAGCUUCACUGAGAUCUCUUCCGCCUCCUGUUCGCCCUCCUCCUCCUCCUCGGCAUCUUCCUCGUGCCCCAAAGCCAGCAGCUCGGGCAGUCGGCCUUCGUCUGGACAUGAUGCCUUUCUGCUUAACCCUGAGAAUUUCUUCGACGUGCUCAGUGGUGCAGCUCCGCCACCUCCAGUGAGAAGGCUGACUGGAGAAAACAUGAAGCCCCCGGUGAGGAUCUCCCAGGAGUACGACCAGCUGCCCCCCACAGUUCUUGCAGACAGUGUACAGGCACCAGCCAGGCCGCCCAAACCGCUCCCUCGCAAGACCCCCCCAGAGGUCCACCAGAGGAAGACGCACAGCCACGAGACGGCCGCCGAGCACGACGCCAAAAUCGCCAAACUGAUGGGGGAAGGGUACUCCUUUGAGGACGUGAAAAGGGCGCUGAUGAUUGCCCAGAACAAGGUGGACGUGGCGCGCAACAUCCUGCGCGAGUUUGCGUUGGUGGCCCCGAGACUGAACCUGUAGGCCCGGUUCGACCAUCAGGGAGAACGAGGACUUCGAAGCCGCCGGAGGAAUUUGGAUGGGGGGCGAGAAGUGCCCUCGUUGCCGUUGCUAGCUUUCCUCUGUGUCGUGUGUGGGCUAAGACGGAAGAGGAAAACGAGAUGAACCGAAACCUCGCUCGUUUUACUCGGAGACUGGAGCAAUGCGCAGCUGCUUGUCUUAGCCAUAAUGAAUCAGGGUUGAACCGAAGAAAAUAAAGUUUACUCCUCCUCGAACAUUAAACCUGUGAAAAGCUUGUUGUUUACAGUGGACAGCUGGGUCUCUAUGGCAGCCGUGCGGUUGGCUUGUUAGGGCUGUUAUUUUGUUUCCUGUUGCCAGGCAAUUGUCUGUUUCUGUGCCGUGGAUCCAUUCUGCUGCUGCCACAGCAUUCAAAGCCCCCCCCGCCUUCUGUCCUCGCACCCCGUCUGGGGUUUACUGGCGGGUAGAUCAGGAUGGGCAUCGACCUCUUUGUUUUCCUCUCCCCCCAACCCCUCAUGCUUGUUAUUGGACUUUGCGUUUCAUUUCAAUCGUCCGAACUUUGCAAAAAAAAAAAACGGAACAAAAAUAAUCCAAACGCAUGUGGCCUUCACUACUGAAUCUUUUUUUUUUAUUUCUGAGAAACUCUUUCUGUGUAGACAAACUCGUUUUCUGAAUGUAGAGUGCAUUAUUUUGUGAAAAGGAGAAAAAGGAUGUUUCCCGAAGUCGUCCAGUGGCUUAACACUUUGUGUGAAACCUUUUAGAAAUGUUCCAAGUCGGCAAACGUGCUCUUUACUAGGGUGCAAAGCUGUGUGUGAAGCAGUCCUUUGAGUUGUCACCCAUUAGCAUUCUGAUGACGCGUUGUGCAGAUGACGUGCUCUUCUGUGGUGUGUCUUAGUGGCUUCGUCACAGCAGGGAUGGGGAACGGCCUCACAGCCCUCAGUGAAAUGCUCUUGCUGUUUUGCGACGUCGUGGGUCUGUUGGAUCGCUCUCUGGCAUGAUUCUGCAUGGCUUUUCUGCUGCAGACUGAAGUUGAGUUCAAAACUUACAUCCUGGCAGUUUGUGGCUUACAAAUGCUAUCCUUUUUUUUUGUUGUUGUUCCUCUGGAAGGAAUUUAUUUGAAUGUACAUUUUUUAAGAACAGUUUUAGUAUUCGUCCAUAUUGCUCUCUUCUAGUCACUGUUACAACGAGUGGCCUUCCCUUCCAUUUCCAAAAGGAAGAGUCUUGAAUGUAUUUGUACUGGAUGGGAAAGGAAGCUGCAUUUUAUAGUCCUAGCCACAGACAGGUGUUGGUAAUUGCCUCUAGUUAUUUUGUCAGCUACUGGGACAAAAAAACUCGACCACAGCAAAACGGAUGGUGUCUUCAUGUGCCAAAAAAUAUCCAUUAUGCCGUAAAUUAGUUGUAGAGGUAGGCUAGCCUUGGUUUUGAACAAUACACAGGAGAGGGUGUUUUCUAAAAUUCCAUGAUUUUUUUCCCCCAAUUAUUUUAUCACAGAAACGUUUCACAUGUUGCCUCUUUGCAAAUUAAACUGUAUGAUGGUAAGAGUAUUUUACAAUGGAAAAUCGAGCUGCAUCUAUUGAACUUCCCCACUGUGACUGGAGUGUAAUCAAGUCUGUUCCAGGGCCGAUUUCCAAAUACAGAAGAUUUGUUCCCUUCGGAUCCAGUCAAGCUACCUUAGAAAUGGUGUGGACUAAAACCCUCCCAAAACAUGCAUCUUAAAAAUCAAAAACUGAAAUGGCAGUUAACUGUACCUUGAACUAAAACCAAUCUAAUUCUU
Lepisosteus oculatus (spotted gar) is the source of this 5725-nucleotide messenger RNA. It is a transcript of the gene cblb, whose product is annotated as Cbl proto-oncogene B, E3 ubiquitin protein ligase. Gene Ontology annotation, molecular function: phosphotyrosine residue binding; receptor tyrosine kinase binding; calcium ion binding. The record is from RefSeq and is a predicted model, not a curated record. Gene Ontology annotation, biological process: cell surface receptor signaling pathway; negative regulation of epidermal growth factor-activated receptor activity. Gene Ontology annotation, cellular component: plasma membrane; membrane raft. Lineage: Eukaryota; Metazoa; Chordata; Actinopteri; Semionotiformes; Lepisosteidae.